GCCACACUUGGAGAUGGAUUGAAGAAGCAAGAUGGGAGGAGGAGGAGACAAUGGGGAAAAGGCCAAAAAUUAAUACAUUGCUUUUUAUCACUGAUUGGGAAUCCUGUGUGUGUCAGUGCCUAGGUCAGUCUCUUUAGGGAUUCAAGUCAAUGGGUAUCUAUGUCUGAGUUUGUGAAGUUCCAAGGCAGCCUGGACAUUUGUGGGGUAUCAUCCCCAUCUUUUUGCGUUGGCCCACAAUGGUGAUGUCUUGAGAUGGAUUGAAUGAAUGAGGAACUUUAUUUUUUACCACUAGUUGGUAGGAGUCAGUUCCAACUAAAAAUAGGAGCCAGGGUGAUGGCUUCUUUUCUCUGCUGUGGCUCUUUGCCCUGCCCAUAUCCUUUUGGGGAAAGAGCACAAUUUCUCCCUCCAAAAGUCUCUGCUCCUCAACAUGCAUAGCACCAGCUCUUCAACCUCAGAGACCAACCCCUUCUCCUGUCUGCCCCAGGCUUAGUCCAUUUCCCUAGUCUCCCUUCCCCUCCCCCUUUCUAGCCCCAUCAGGAGAUGAACCAGCCAGCCCAAGACAGGGUGUGCCAAUGGAAAUGAUAAUACCUGAACAGCCAUGGCUGUUCAGUCUAUGCCAGGCCCUGCCUCUGAGACUCUACAGCAGGAGGAGCAAAGCCAGAGGCCUGGGCGCCCAGGUCUGGAUCAAACACGCUGGAAACUGGUUUCAGCUGAAGUAAAACUGGCUUGAUAUCCCCAUUACCAGCCAGGUUCUGCCAUCCCCCAUCUCCCUGGGCCUGGGCCAAGCCUCGCCUCCUCCGACAACAGUUCAUCUGGGGCCACUGAGAACAUUCCCGUAAACUUUUCAUGAGCACAAAGUGACGGACUCACAGAGAUUCAGAUAGACACUGGUUCCCAUUCAGACUUGGAGAUAUUCUGCCACAGUCCAGACAGAGCUUGGGAUGUGUGGACACACUGACACAGACCAGUGGGUUCUCAUAGUCACAGACAGACACAGGUUUGUACCCAGAAAGGCACCUCGGCUGAAAUACGUAGCAUUUCUUGUGCAGAUGCCCCCAGACUGUCUCCCACACGUGUGAAGGACAGACUUCUGCAAGAAUGGAGAUGCCACACUAUCUCAAUGCAGAUAUGUAGGUUCACAAAAUGGUUCAUGCAGGACAUGAGGAGACAUACGCAGACACAAAUGCUCAAACAAGCCCUCUUUGCCCUCCCUGCUACUCUUCUCCACCAGAGCUGUGCGGCCUGAGGAGGAAGUGGUGGGAAUAGGGCUCAAGGUCUGGCAUCAGGUUAUACCUAGAGGCUGAUCUGGCUGGCACCCCUGCUGUUCCCCAAGGUGGGCGACUGUCAGACUACCUCCUCUCUGAAAAAGGCCCUACAGAUGGAGAUGGGGGAAGCCCCUCUACUUGUUAUCUUGGUCCUAUGAGCCCCUUUACCUUUAUGGGGCAGGGGACUGGUGAGAAUGGGAUGAGGGAAAGACAAAGGAACCCUGAUUUGGAAGCCGGGUCUCCCCCAUCCCCACCGUACAUGAGGGCCAUAUACUGAGUUGGGCAUCGGUCUUCCUAAAUGUUCAGCCUCACCUGAGUGGCCACAGGGCAAAACCUGGAUGGUGCUAGGAGCAUUGUCCCUGGCCCAGGGCGCUGGGUGCUGUCCUGGGACAGGCUAUGUGGGAGGUUGGGGCACGCAGCUCCCAGCCAGCAGUGAUCGACAGGUUAGGUCCUCCUUCGCUUACUAAGAAACUUGGCCUUGCUGACGUGGAACUGGCCUCAAGCCCAGGAGCAGGUGGCUGGUAUAAUUUCUUGGUUUGCUCAGAGCUUCCCUCCCAACCCACAGUAUUCCUGUCCCAGGACAGGAUCUACAAGAACUUCUAAGCUGGUGAGUUAAUAUUUAUGUAGAAGCAGGUGACAAUUGAAAGAGACAGAUGGGCAGAAAGCUCCGAGCGAAGACACCAGGAGGAAUUUUCCAAGCUGCCACCUCCUGACUCCCAAGGGUCAUUUUCUGACUCGGGCUGCCCUGGUGAGCUGCUUCUGGAGGUGGGGGGACAGGGGGACAAGAAGGGUGCUCAACAAUGACUUUCUCCUUUUUGCUGCCCCUGGUGGUGUCCCUUUCCCUAGCCUCCCUCCCAGGCUGGCGCUGCCCUCCUAAAUGUGUUUGUGGGCAGAAUGAGCAGGUCAACUGCUCUAGGAGGGAACUCCACUCUGUGCCUAGGAUUCUGGGCCCUAGGGUUCGAGUUCUUCAAUUGGGCCACAACCAUAUAGACUCCUUACCUCCAGGGGCCUUCGCCAGUGUACCCUGGCUGUAUUCACUGGAGCUUCAAGACAAUGGACUACAGACAGUCCAUGUGCAAGCCUUCUGGGGCCUGAGGGACCUGAGAAUCCUAGAUCUAAGUGCCAAUGCUCUUCGGGUGCUGGAACCUGGCACUUUCCAGCCACUUCGAGCUCUCCACAUCCUGUCCCUGGCAGGAAACCGGCUGAUGCAACUGGAGCCCACAUGGCUGGGUUCCCUGCCCCUGCUGCAGAACCUUAGUUUACAAGAUAACCUGCUUCCUAAUGUGGGCUCUGGGGUCCUCGACGGGCUGCCUUCCCUACGUGAGCUGAACCUCCAUGGGAACCCUUGGGUAUGCGACUGCAAUAUUCACUCCCUCUGCCGCUGGUUGCGUAGCCACACACGCCAGGCCCCAGGAACAGAGUCCUUGCUGUGUGUGACCCCAGACCGAAUGACUCUCAGGCCAAUGGCUGCCCUCACAGAUGCUUCAUUUAAUUAUUGUGCACACUCCAUGACCCCUCAGGACCUGGUGGUCAUCAGUGUACUUGGACCCCUCUCAUUUCUAGCCAGUCUAGUUGGCUGUCUCAUCCUUGGCUCCUUGCUCACUGUCUUCCGGGCUCGACGUAGAAACUGUAGAAACUGCUGUGACUGUGUUGCCCGCUGUCGGGUGAAGAGACCCAUCCCUCAGGCCCUUGUCCUGUAUGACCCCUCCGAGAACCCAGUCACUAGCCUCCCGGCCCCAUCCUGUUCUCUCUGA
Molecule: messenger RNA, 3019 nt
Organism: Monodelphis domestica (gray short-tailed opossum)
Lineage: Eukaryota; Metazoa; Chordata; Mammalia; Didelphimorphia; Didelphidae
Gene: LRRC26
Product: leucine rich repeat containing 26
Biological process (GO): positive regulation of synapse assembly; axonogenesis
Molecular function (GO): protein binding
Source: RefSeq, a predicted model, not a curated record